AUGCAAGGCUCAGGGCACUUCUUCCCUACUAGCCUGCUUCCCGGGCUGAAUCGAGGGGGUUUCGGAAGGAAAUCUCCCGCCCGCCUGAAGCAGAAAAGAGGGGCCAGGCAAGGCGGCCGGGAGGGCGACCCUCGGAGCAUCCCUCGCCAAGGAGCCCACCGCCGGCUGUGUGAAAUGGAGAACGGGAAGAAAGGCAGCAGCCAGUCGGAAGGCAGCGAGCAAGGCAAGGAUUGUAACCUGUCUCCGGUGACUCUCAACGUGGGGGGCUACCUCUACGUGACCCAGAGGCAAACCCUCACCAGAUACACGGACUCCUUGCUGGAAAGGGUGGUGACCGGGAAGACGCUCUGCCCGUCGGACGCAGAGGGCCAUUUUUUCAUCGACAGAGACGGUCUCCUCUUCAGGCACGUCCUGAACUUCCUAAGGAACGGGGAGCUGCUUCUCCCGGAGGGCUUCAAGGAAAGCCAACUUCUGGCCCAGGAGGCGGAAUUCUUCCAGCUUCACCUCUUGGCGGAGGCGGUGAAAUCCAGGUGGGAGAAGGAGCAGCUGGCCUCCAGGGAGGCCACCUUCCUGGAGAUCACCGACAGCCACGACCGUGCCCAGGGCCUGCGGAUUUUUUGCAACGCGCCCGACUUCAUCGCCAAGAUCAAAUCCCGCAUCGUUUUGGUCUCGAAAAGCAGGCUGGACGGUUUCCCCGAAGAGUUCUCCGUCUCUUCCAACAUCAUUCAGUUCAAGUACUUCAUCAAGUCGGAAAACGGGACCCGUCUGGUGUUGAAGGAAGACAACACCUUCGUGUGCACCUUGGAGACGCUCAAGUUUGAGGCCAUCAUGAUGGCCCUCAAGUGCGGCUUCCGGCUGCUGACCAGCCUGGAUUGUUCGAAAGGAUCCAUCGUCCACAGCGACGCGCUUCACUUCAUCAAGUGA
Molecule: messenger RNA, 924 nt
Organism: Protobothrops mucrosquamatus (brown spotted pit viper)
Lineage: Eukaryota; Metazoa; Chordata; Lepidosauria; Squamata; Viperidae
Gene: KCTD4
Product: potassium channel tetramerization domain containing 4
Exons: 1
Coding region: 1-924 (307 amino acids)
Biological process (GO): protein homooligomerization
Molecular function (GO): protein binding
Source: RefSeq, a predicted model, not a curated record